AUGACCGGCUGGACGGAUUUGCCGCCGAAAACCAAGGCGCGAGUGGUCGGCCGACUGGAUUUGAUCAGCAGGUAACUCGUGAGAAAUCGUCCUCCGAUUCCAAUCGGACCCCGUCCCAGAACCGCUCUCAAAUCGUGCUCCCGCGCCGAAAGAGCCCUGGUCGAUUCGACACCGCUGUUCCUGCCACGUGUCCGCUUCGUCUUCCAAGAAAGUUCGGCUCUGAUCGUGGCCUACUCGAGCAUCGAAAGGCUGCUCCGGCUGCAGUUCUGUAUCGAUCGGAAUAUCGACAAAGGUGUCGACGUUUUUCGGUUAGUCUCCAGAACCUAUCGGGAAAUGUGACACUCUGAUCGGAUUUCAGAAGCGACAACUUGUGGACCAGCGGAUGGAUGUCAAAAGUGCGGAGCGAUGACGUGCUGCGAGUGUCGGUCUCCGUGCUGAAGUGUCUGUUCGCCUCGAAAAACGUGGAGAUCGGAGUGCUCGAGUGGGAAUCGGCGGCGGCGGAUCGGGAAAUGAGCGAGAAAUGGGCGAAGCGCAUCAUGAAACAGCUGAAGGGCGCCAAGUUCCGGACGAGAAAGAUGGCGUUCAACUGGCGAUUCGAGGAGGCGACCGAGAUAUUCAAAAACUGUUGUGUGUGGAAAGAGUUGGAGGAGGUGGAGAUCGACGGAAUUCAGAGUCGGGACGAGAUCGACGGCACGUACACGGUCGACCGAUUGGACAACGGGGGCUACUUUGGCAAAAUGAAAAGUUUGAAUAAUUCUAGUUCAAAACUAUGCAUUCUUUUUCAGGAAAUGUGACGAUCUUCCUGCACGGAUCGAGUCUGAAACUCCCGAUGAUCGCCGAGUUUGCCGAUAAAAAAACAAAGCGGCGAGGAUCCGAUUCGCCGAUGUGAAAAAAAGAAGUUGAUGACGGCGAAGGAGCGGAAAAAGUGCACUGUCCGUGUGCAUCUCUUUCUUCGAAAUCAUCACAUUGUUUGCAGGCACACCACACGUGGCACUUUCAUCAAAUCGUACUUGGUUCCUGACCGACCGGAACUUCUCUUCUGGUUCUGCCAAUCCAGAUGUGGUUCGUGGAUCGACGUGGUGCCGCGGGACAUUGAGAACGAGCACAUGCGCACAUUGGAGGUACACACUUACACCAAAAAAAAAGUGACCUCCUAGAAGGGACCGAAACAAGACGGUUUCAGGACGGGAAGUGUCCGCUCGGCUGGUACUGCGAGUCGUGCUCCGAUCGGUUCGAGUUCGUCUACCACCGGGAUCUGCCACGACGCGCGCUCACCGAACCGACGGUCCCUGGAAUCUGGAUGCCGACGACGCCGAACCUCGAGGAGCACCUCAAUGCGCUUCGCAAAACGUUAGUGACUCGAAGUGCGAUGCUCGACCAUUUGGCCGCUUUUUCGACGGAAUUGACGGACGAGUACAUUGGGUCGGAAACGGAAGCCCACGUGGCACGCUCCCUUCGAAUACUCCUCUGGCGACUCUGGAGACCGAAGAAUCUGAAAUCGUGGAGGGCGUGGAAUGAGUUGGCAGAGGAGGAGGAGAAGAAAAAGAAGAAGAAGAUGAAGGAGCGGAUCCAGUAG
Caenorhabditis sp. 36 PRJEB53466 is the source of this 1576-nucleotide messenger RNA. The record is from the annotation of a GenBank genome assembly. NCBI's taxonomy places the organism in Eukaryota, Metazoa, Nematoda, Chromadorea, Rhabditida, Rhabditidae.